AUGCUGAGACUCGUGGUCUCCUUGUUCGUCCUUAACUUCUUUGGACCGUUGAGCGCCUUCCAGGACAAUGGAUCCUUCAUUUGCCAAGUGACCGACGCACCGAGUCAGUGUGGCGCCUUUUGCCUGGCCGCACUGCAUCCGCUUUUCGACGAUAACCAAAGAAGCUGGGCGAAACUAAACCAAAUCGAUGAAAAAGUGGAAUGGCUACGCACCAAAUUGGAAAAUCAGGAGAACUCCAUGCAAGCCAAAUUGGAUGCCCAACUUCAGGCGAUACAGAAAAUGCUGAAGGACCAAAACUCAGCCCUUGCUCAAUCUGGUGACACGAGGGGUCGACUACAAACUCAAAACCUAAAUGGAAACCAACUUCUGACGCCGCAGAACCAACCAACUUUGAAGAUCAUCGAUCCAAGAUUUGAGCUGAUUGGAUCUACAUUUUUUUAUAUCGAAAAAUUUAUUAAGAAAACCUGGGAUGAAGCUGCAGGAACAUGUCGUGAAAUGGGCGGCUCUUUGGCGGCAUUCAAAACCCAAGAGGAAAUCACAGCCAUAAUGCCAAAACUUAAUAAAGCCUAUUACUGGACUGGCAUCAAGAAGAAAGAUGGCGAGUUCGUUUCUUCGGCCUCUGGGAAGUGGAAUAUGGCUUUAAAGUGGCCCAGCGGAGAGCCCAACGAUGACGAUAAUGAAACAUAA
Messenger RNA from Drosophila takahashii, 687 nucleotides. Its product is annotated as accessory gland protein Acp29AB-like. The record is from RefSeq and is a predicted model, not a curated record. NCBI's taxonomy places the organism in Eukaryota, Metazoa, Arthropoda, Insecta, Diptera, Drosophilidae.